This is a messenger RNA of Topomyia yanbarensis, 868 nucleotides long. RefSeq names its product thrombin-like enzyme elegaxobin-2. Gene Ontology annotation, molecular function: serine-type endopeptidase activity. Gene Ontology annotation, biological process: proteolysis. The transcript has 2 exons. Bases 47 to 868 code for a protein of 273 amino acids. Lineage: Eukaryota; Metazoa; Arthropoda; Insecta; Diptera; Culicidae. The record is from RefSeq and is a predicted model, not a curated record.
UAGAGCUGUGCGCAUCAUAUUUUUCUUUUGUUAUCACCGAGUUAAUAUGCGUUCGGUGAUUAUAGGCCUGUUGCUGUUUGCGAGAGACUGGAGCUCAGCGGUACUCGGUUUGAAACAAUCCACCUCAAAAGUAGUCGGCGGACACGAAGCAAAGCCUGGUGAAUUUCCGUAUCUGGUGUCGAUUCAAUGGAAUUUUGCCAAUGGUUCUCGAGCGGUUCAUUUUUGCGGUGGGACGAUUGUCGAUGAAUUAUGGAUCCUAACUGCGGCCCAUUGCAAAGAAACUAAUUUCGACGUGGGCUGGUUGGAGGUUGUUGCUGGAAAGCACGAUUUGCAGCGCGUGGAGAGUGUGGAGCAACGACGAAAUGUGAGUGAUUUUUUAGUACACGAAGAUCGCGCACCGGGCUUUGUUGGACCGAAUGAUAUCGCCUUGAUUCGACUUGAAGAGCCGCUGCGACUGACGGGUGAUGUUUCGAUAAUUAAAUUGGACUACAGAAAGUCGUCGGUUUAUGGAUACGCGGUUCUUCCUGGAUGGGGAUCUAUUUCACCUACCGUAGAGCCAACUUAUCCAGAGAAACUACACAAAGUUAGCUUACCUGUUUUUCCAUACGACGCAUGUCUGCAGUACUUUCCUCUGUUUAGUCCACUUGAAGAGAGUAACUUUUGCGCCGGGGAGCUAAGUGGUACGGCUAACGCCUGCCAUAAGGACUCGGGUGGACCGCUAAUUCAGACAGUGGACGGACACGAAACUCAGGUGGGUAUCGUUUCCUGGGGUGCUUUUCCGUGUACGGCGUAUCGCAGUCCAACUGUAAUUACCUCGAUCAGCGCUUUCAGGGACUGGGUUCGGAUGACGAUGACAGGCUUUGGUUGA